AUGGCACCCCGCAAGCAGCCCAAAGCCAAAGGCAAAGGCAAAAACAAAACCACGUCCGCCACCGGUGGUGCUGGGUCGUCGUCGUCCAGUGCGGCUGCCGCCAUCGAUCACGACACGCGCACGUGCGGCUGCUGCAACCUCGCCGCCGACGCGCCCACGUACUCGGCCGCGGAGCGCGACAUGAUGGCCCAGAUCGAGGCGAGCAUCCGCGCGCAGAUGAUUGCGGCCGGCCGCAUCACGGGGGAGGAGGACACGAGGGCCAUUGUGGAGAGGCAGGAGCGGGAGAGGGAGGCGCGGGAUGCGGGUGAGGGUAAGGCCAGUGAGGCCAGUGAGGGUGAGACAGGUGAGAGUGAGGCGGCUGCUUCUUCUGCUACACUUGAGGCCUCUGCUUCUGCCGCCACCCCCGCGAGUGUUGGUGAGGUCUCGAGUGAGGAGCGCUCUUCGGCUGCUAUGGAAGGAGCCCAGAAUGAGACUGUUACUGUCGCCGAAGACCGCGGUGUGGAGGAGUCUUCUGAUGUCGGACCGCGCACCAACGCGGGUGAGCCCAACGUGCUCAACAAGAACCUCGAAGGCGGCGAGUACGGCGUAGUCGGAGGUGGCAAGCACGGUAAGAAGAACGCCGACGAACAGUGCGGAGAAGGAGGAGCCGUCGCGAGCGCCGGACACUCGGCGUCUGCAGAACAGCUUAGUGAGAUGGCGGCAGUCGUCGUCACUGAUAGCAGCACGCCUGCCGAUAAUGGCAGCGACGGAAGUAGCAGCGCCAAGGACCUCCAUGACUCCCCCAUCAAGAUCCACGACGCGGUUGACAAGGCGCACGAGACCGCCACCGCGGUUGGUAAGGAACCGGCUACCGGUGCUGCUUCGAUCGAGCCCGACGUCGGCAACAGCGCCAGCAGCAACACUUCCGACAUUGUCACCACCGACGACAAGACGAAGACGCCCGUCGCCAAGAACACCCGGUCUCGUACUUCACUCAGCCAUUCCAGUGCCGCCGAAGUCCGCAGCAGCAGUCCCGCUCCGCUCAACACCAGCAGCGCCGCGACCACGCCGCCCGCCACCGACAAGACCACCUCGGUCGGCUACAUGACCAUCUUCCACGUCGCCAACGAACAGGCGCCCUUCGACCCGCGCAUCUACACCGUCCUGACUCCCGAGGCCGCGCUGGCCUGCGAGCGCGAGCGCUACGCCGAAUGGUGGCGCCGCAGCUUCGGACACGCCGGCAAGAUGCCGCCCGUGAACUUGCCCGUGCCGUACGAUACGCAGGAUCCGCGCGCUCGCUGGCGCUUGGACAAGCGCGUCGGCCGCAACUGGUCGCUGGCGGAUUGCGCGCCCAUGGCCAACGGAGGACCGGUCGGCACGGCGGAGAGCGUCGUCGAGCCGCUGUUCGACGAUUACGGAAGGCUCAAGCUGCCGAAGACGCGCGGCCAGAAGGCGACGAAGCCGGCUGCCGCCGCUGCGACGCAAACGAAGCCGGACAAGAAGCAGGGCGGCGACGGAAAGGGUGGUGUUGAGGGAUAA
Diplodia corticola is the source of this 1518-nucleotide messenger RNA. RefSeq lists its product as uncharacterized. The transcript has 2 exons. Lineage: Eukaryota; Fungi; Ascomycota; Dothideomycetes; Botryosphaeriales; Botryosphaeriaceae. The record is from RefSeq and is a predicted model, not a curated record. Bases 1 to 1518 code for a protein of 505 amino acids.